UCUGAACUUCUUCAGAAAGCUAAACGUUCAGACAUAGUACUCGUAGUAGGUGACUUGAAUGCCCAGAUCGGUAGUUUAAACCAAACAGAAAGGCAUUAAGGUGCGUAUUUUAGUAUUCCGGCUCAGCGAACAGAUAAUGGUGAUCGUCUUCCUCAACUGUCCUCAGAAAAUCGUUUAUCUAUAGUAAUCACUAAUUUAAGCAGAGACAUCGGAGAGAGCACUAUUUUAAGCAUAAGAAGAUACAUCGUCUAACAUGGCGACCCCAUACACCAAACUAUCGAUGGACCCCAAUACACCAUAUUGCCAUCAUUCAUCGUUGAAGAGGGUCGGUAGAAGAUUGUCGCUCAUUCUGGAGUACCUGCUUGGACUCCGACCAUGCCCUAAUACGAGCACGCAUCUGCUUGCGUCUCACUGGACGCAAGAAAGUCACAUUAAAAAGACCCACUAGAACUGAAAUGAGUAACGAGAAAACCAAAAUUAGGUUCCAGGAACAAACAAGGUCACACUUAGAUAGUUCUGAAAAUGAGGCUGACCCAGAUGUAGCUUGGAGAGAUAUACAAGCAGCUGUGGAAACAGUAGUGGCAUCUACCAGUAAUUUAAACCACAAGGUUACAAAGAACCAACGGAUUUUUUCAAGGUCUAUCACACUGAUGGGUUCUCGUAAACUCAUACCAUCAGGUUCUGAGCACGAUGGAGAGCGUAAACAAAUCAGAUCUAGGUUAAGCAAAAGUCGAAGGAACGACCGUGAGCAGUGGUGGGCAACGAAAGCAAAAGAGAUGGAAAAGGCGGCGACUAUAGGGAACACAACACAGCUCUACAGACCAAUAAAAGAAAUUGGAAUUAAUAAGUCAAGUGUAAGUCAGACUAUUUCGAAAAAAGACGACACUCUUAUCUGCUCCCAGUCCAGACGUUUAGAACGAUGGGCGGAACAUUUCAGAGAACAGUUCAGCUACUCUACCAUUGCCAGACAGUGUGAAUAAAACAUUGAAGUAGGUCCCCCAACUCUGGCUGAAGUUCAAAAGGCUAUAGCUAUUCUGAAACGAGGAAGGGCAGCUGGUCCAGAUGGAUUGCCUCCAGAGGUCUUUAAGGAUGGUG
Schistosoma mattheei is the source of this 1095-nucleotide messenger RNA. The record is from the annotation of a GenBank genome assembly. NCBI's taxonomy places the organism in Eukaryota, Metazoa, Platyhelminthes, Trematoda, Strigeidida, Schistosomatidae.